Messenger RNA from Oncorhynchus kisutch (coho salmon), 6151 nucleotides. Its product is annotated as serine-rich adhesin for platelets-like. The transcript has 4 exons. The coding region runs from base 143 to 6151 and encodes 2002 amino acids. Lineage: Eukaryota; Metazoa; Chordata; Actinopteri; Salmoniformes; Salmonidae. The record is from RefSeq and is a predicted model, not a curated record.
UUUUUUCUUCUGAUUCACAGUUUUCAUAAACAUAACAUCCAUAUCAGUGUUUAAUGCUGAGAAGAGCACAACCACAGAACAAGUACAAAAUAUAGCACAAGUAAAUGCAUCAACAUCACAUAAUUCAACAUCUACCUCAGUGAUGGAUGAAAUUACCAAGUAUGUUUCAAAAAUCCCAAGUGAAACAUCACUGCCUGUAACCAGUCAGAUGUCAAUGGGUACCACUGUUUCAUCAACUCCAACAGCAAAUACCAAUCAAUCCAUAGAAAGUAUAGCUUCCACUACAUCAAACGUUUAUUCAAGUGAUGUCACCACAACUACAUCAACAUCAGCAACCACUACAAGCAAUGCCACCACAACUUCCACCUCAACAGUCACUUCAAGUGAUGUCAAUUCUCCCUCAACUACAUCAGCAGUAACUUCAACUGUGACCACCAUUCCUUCUACACCAACAGUCACAAUUGAUACCCCCAAUCCCUCAACAGUCACUCAAAGGAAUGCCUACUCUCCCUCUACUAUGUCUACAGACUCUUUAAAUGAUGCCACCACUCCAUCAACAGUCACUUCAAGUGAUGCCACCACUCCCUCAACUACAUCGACAGUCACAAGUGAUUCCAUCACUUCCUCUACUACAUCAACAUUGGCAGUCCCUUCAAGUGAUGCCACCACUCCCUCAACAGUCACUUUUCCCUCCACUACAUCAGCAGUAACAUCAACUGUGGCCAACAUUCCUUCUACUACUUCGAAAGUCACCUCAAGUGAUGCCACCAAUCCCUCUACUAUGUCUACAGUCACUUCAAGUGAUCCCGCAACUCCCACUAAUUCAUUGACAGUCACAAGUGAUGUCACAACUCCCUCAACUACAUCAAUAGUCACUUCAAGUGAUCCCAAAACUCUGACUUCUACAUUGACAGUCAAAAGUGAUGCCACUACUCGGUCUACUAUGUCUACAGUCAUUUCAAGUGAUCCCACAACUUCCACUACUACAUUGACAGUCACUAGUGAUGCCAUCAUUCGCUCUGCUACAUCGACAUUGACAGUCCCUUUAAUAAGUGAUGCCACCUCUCCCUCUACCAUGUAUACAGUUACUUUAAGUGGCAACACAUCAACACCUACUUCAAGUGAUGCCACACCUCCCUCAACAGUCACUUCAACUCAUGUAACUUCUCCCUCAACUAUGUCUACAGUCACUUCAAUUGAUACCACCCCUACUACAUCAACAGUCACAAAUGAUGCCCUCACUCGCUCUACUACAUUGAUAUUGAAAUUACAUUCAAGUGAUGCCACUAAUACCUCAACAGUCACUUCAAAUGAUGCCAGCAGUCCCUCAACUAUGUCGACAGUUACUUCAAGUGAUAACAAAACUCCCUCAACAGUCACUUCAAGUGAUGCCACUACUCCCUCGACUAUGUUGACAGUCACUUCAAGUGAUGCCACCAGUCCCUCAACAGUCACUUCAAGUGAUCCCUCAACUCCCACCACUACAUCGACAUUGACAGUCUCUUCAAUGGACGCCACCACUCUUUCAACAGUCACUUCAAGUGAUACUACAUCAACACCCACUUCAAGUAAUGCCACCACUCCCUCACCCAAAUCAACAGUGUCUUCAAGUGAUUCCACCAAUCCCUCAACUACAUCAACAGUCACAAGUGAUGCCAUCACUCAUUCUACUAAAUCGACAUUGACAGUCCUUUCAAGUGAUGCCAUCACUCUCUCAACAGUCACUUCAAGUAAUGCCACCACUACGACAUUAACAGUCACUUCAAGUGAUAGUACAUCAACACCCACUUCAAUUGAUGCCACCACUCCCUCAACAGCAUCCCCAGUCAUUCAAAGUAAUACCAUUACUCCCUCAACUACAUCGACAUUCACUUCAAGCCAUACCACCACCACCACUACAUCGACAGUAACAUCAACUGUGGCCAGCAUUCCCUCAAAUACAUCGACAGUCAGUUCAAGCGAUGCCACCACUCCCUCAACUACAUCAACAGUCACUUCAAGGGAUGCCAACACUCCCUUAGCAGUCUCUUCAUGUGAUGUCACUACUCCCUCAACUACAUCAAUAGUCACUUCAAGUGAUGCCACCACUACUCCAUCAACAACAGCAGUCACUUCAAGCGAUGCCACCGCUCCUUCAACAUUCACUUCAAGUGAUGCCACCACUGCUACACCAACAGUAGCUUCAACUGCAGCCACCAUUCCCUCAACUACAUCGACAGUCAAUUCAGAUGAUACUACAUCAACACCCACUUCAAGUGAUGCCACCACUCCCUCAACUGCAUCAACUUCAAAUGAUGCCACAACUACUACACUGACAUUAACAGUCAUUUCAAGCGAUUCCACCACUCCCUCAUCUACAUCAAUAGUCACUUCUCGUGAUGCCACAGGUACUACAUCAACAUCAGCAUUCACUUCAAGUGAUGCCACCUCUCGCUCGACAUCAAUGUUCACUUCAAGUGAUGUCACCUCUCCAUCAACAUCAAUACUACAUGCCACCACUGCUACACCAACAGUAGCUUCAACUGCAGCCACCAUUCCCUCAACUACAUCGACAGUCAAUUCAGAUGAUACUACAUCAACACCCACUUCAAGUAAUGCCACCACUCCCUCAAGUACAUCGACAGUCAGUUCCAGUUUUACCACCACUCUGUCAACAGUCACUUCAGGUGAUGCCACCACUACUACACCGACAGUAACAUUAACUGUGGACAGAAUUCCCUCAACUACGUCGACAGUCAGGUCAAGUGAUGCCACCACUGCAUCAACAAUCACUUCAAGUCAUGACACCACUGUUACAUCAACAUCAGCAGUAACUUCAAGCGAUCCCACCACUCCCUCAACAUUCACUUCAAGUGAUGCCACCGCUACUACAUCAACAUCAGCAUUCACUUCAAGUGAUGCCACCUCUCCGUCAACAUCAAUAUUCACUUCAAGUGUCGGCAUCUCUCACAAAACUACAUCAACAGUCACAUCAGAUGAUACUACAUCAACACUCACUUCAAAUGAUGCCAGCCCUCCCUCGACGUCAACAGUUACUUUAAGUGAUGCCACCAAUCCCUCAACUGCAACGACAUCAACUUCAAAUGAUGCCACCACUACUACACCGACAUUAACAGUCAUUUCAAGCGAUUCCACCACUCCCUCAAAAGCCUCUUCAAGUGAUGCCACCACUCACUCAUCUACAUCAAUAGUCACUUCAAGUGAAGCCACAGCUACUACAUCAACAUCAGCAGUCACUUCAAGCGAUAUCACUGUUCCUUCAACAUUUACUUCAAGUGGUGCCACCACUACUACAUCAGCAUUCAGUUCAAGUGAUGCCAUCUUUCCCUCGACAUCAACAGUCACUUUAAGUGAUGGCACCACUCCCUCAACAGUCUCUUCAAGUGAUGCCACCGCUACUACAUCAACAUCAGCAGUUUCUUCAAGUGAUGCCACCAAUCCCUCAACUGCAUUGACAUCAACGUCAAAUGAUGCCACCACUCCCUCAUCUACAUCAGCAGUCACUUCAAGCGAUAACACUGUUCCUUCAACAUUCACUUCAAGUGGUGCCACCUCUUCCUCGACAUCAAUAUUUACUUCAAUUGAUGCCACCUCUCCCUCGACAUCAACAGUCACUUUAAGUGAUGCCACCUCUCCCUCAACUACAUUAACUUUCACUUCAAGUGUUACCACCACUACUACACCGACAGAAAUAUUAACUGUGGCCACAAUUCCUUCAACUACAUUGACAGUCACUUCAAGUGAUGACACCACUGCUUCAACAGUCACUCCAAGUGAUGCCACCAAUCCCUCAACUACAUCAACAUCAACUUCAAGAGAUGCCACCACUGCUACAUCGACAUUAACAGUCACCUCAAUUCAUAACACCACUAUUACAUCAACAUCAGCAGUCACUUCAAGCAAUGCCACCGCUCCUUCAAAAUUAGCUUCAAGUCAUGCCACCGCUACAACAUCAACAUCAGCAGUCACUUCAAGCAAUAACAACGUUCCUUCAACAUUCACUUCAAGUGGUGCCACCACUCCCUCAAGAAAAUCAACAGUCUCUUCAAGUGAUGCCACCGCUACUUCAUCAGCAUCAGCAUCAGCAGUCUCCUCAAGUGAUGCCACCAAUUCCUCAACUGCAUUGACAGAAAAUGCCACAUGGACACCCACUUCAGGUGAUGCAACCUCUUCCCCAACUACAUCAACAUUCACUUCAAGUGGUGCCACCACUCCCUCAACAGUAGCUUCAAGUGAUGCCACUGCUAUUGCAUCAACAUCAGCAGUCUCUUCAAGUGAUGCCACCACUCCUUCUACAGUCACUUCAAGCAAUCCCACCACUCCCUCAACAGUCACUUCAAGUGUUGCCACCUCUCCCUCGACAUCAAUCUUCACUUCAAAUGUUGCCACCACUGCCUCAACAGUCACUUCAAGUGAUGCCAUCACUCCCACAACUACACUGAUAGUAACUUCAGAAAAUGCCACAUGGACACCCACUUCAGGUGAUGCAACCUCUUCCUCAACUACAUCAACAUUCACUUCAAGUGGUGCCACCACUCCCUCAACAGUAGCUUCAAGUGAUGCCACUGCUACUGCAUCAACAUCAGCAGUCUCUUCAAGUGGUGCCACCACUACUUCUACAGUCACUUCAAGCAAUCCCACCACUCCCUCAACAGUCACUUCAAGUGUUGCCACCUCUCCCUCGACAUCAAUCUUCACUUCAAAUGUUGCCACCACUGCCUCAACAGUCACUUCAAGUGAUGCCAUCAUUCCCUCAACUACACUGAUAGUAACUUCAGAAAAUGCCACAUGGACACCCACUUCAGGUGAUGCAACCUCUUCCUCAACUACAUCAACAUUAACUUCAAGUGGUGCCACCACACCCUCAACAGUCACUUCAAGUGAUGCCACCUCUCCCUCAACUACAUUGACUUUCACUUCAAGUGUUACCACCACUACUACACCGACAGAAAUAUUAACUGUGGCCACAAUUCCUUCAACUACAUUGACAGUCACUUCAAGUGAUGACACCACUGCUUCAACAGUCACUCCAAGUGAUGCCACCAAUCCCUCAACUACAUCGACAUCAACUUCAAGAGAUGCCACCACUGCUACAUCGACAUUAACAGUCACUUCAAUUCAUAACACCACUAUUACAUCAACAUCAGCAGUCACUUCAAGCAAUAACAACGUUCCUUCAACAUUCACUUCAAGUGGUGUCACCACUCCCUCAAGAAAAUCAACAGUCUCCUCAAGUGAUGCCACCAAUCCCUCAACUGCAUUGACAUCAACUUCAAAUGUUGCCACCUCUCACUCAACUACAUCGAUAGUCACUUCAGACGAUACUACAUCAACAACCACUUCAAAUGUUGCCACCACUGCCUCAACAGUCACUUCAAGUGAUGCCAUCACUCCCUCAACUACACUGAUAGUAACUUCAGAAAAUGCCACAUGGACACCCACUUCAGGUGAUGCAACCUCUUCCUCAACUACAUCAACAUUCACUUCAAGUGGUGCCACCACUCCCUCAACAGUAGCUUCAAGUGAUGCCACUGCUACUGCAUCAACAUCAGCAGUCUCUUCAAGUGGUGCCACCACUACUUCUACAGUCACUUCAAGCAAUCCCACCACUCCCUCAACAGUCACUUCAAAUGUUGCCACCUCUCCCUCGACAUCAAUCUUCACUUCAAAUGUUGCCACCACUGCCUCAACAGUCACUUCAAGUGAUGCCAUCACUCCCUCAACUACACUGAUAGUAACUUCAGAAAAUGCCACAUGGACACCCACUUCAGGUGAUGCAACCUCUUCCUCAACUACAUCAACAUUCACUUCAAGUGGUGCCACCACACCCUCAACAGUCACUUCAAGUGAUGCCACCUCUCCCUCAACUACAUUGACUUUCACUUCAAGUGUUACCACCACUACUACACCGACAGAAAUAUUAAUUGUGGCCACAAUUCCUUCAACUACAUUGACAGUCACUUCAAAUUCAUCCUUUGACAUGACAGUGGUGGGCUUCCAGAGAGGUAGUGUGGUGGUCAGGAUGAUGUGCGGUUACAAUGGGAAUACUACCGCUGAUGAAAGAACUCUCCAGGCUGCUCUGCAGGACACAAUCCGCAAACACUUGGACAACUCCGCCAUAGCUACCUUGAAAAGUAUGUUUAAAACAUAG